This is a messenger RNA of Gasterosteus aculeatus aculeatus (three-spined stickleback), 2352 nucleotides long. It is a transcript of the gene slc5a11, whose product is annotated as solute carrier family 5 member 11. Gene Ontology annotation, molecular function: D-glucose:sodium symporter activity. Gene Ontology annotation, biological process: transmembrane transport. The record is from RefSeq and is a predicted model, not a curated record. Gene Ontology annotation, cellular component: plasma membrane. Lineage: Eukaryota; Metazoa; Chordata; Actinopteri; Perciformes; Gasterosteidae.
GGCUUCAGCUGCAGCCUUUUAUUGCUCUGUUUCAAUCAAUCAUUUACAUUUAAACACCACCUUGCCACACACCAGGGGAAUGUGGAGUUUGAUCUUUUGCCGAGUAAAGGAUUCUUUCGGAACAGACACAAGAUUCCCAGGAUCACCGUCACGUAGUUUGUGACAACUCCACUUAGAGGAAAACUGCGUGAAAACCUGCUGAAAAAGGCCAAAAAAGAAUCAACAUGGACCCGUCUCCUUCACCUCCUCCGAGCAGCAGGAGUCCCCUGAGCACCGUGGAUGUGGUUGUGCUGGUCGUCUACUUCCUGCUCAUUCUGGCUGUUGGCUUGUGGUCAAUGUGGAAGACAAAGCGCAGCACGGUGGAUGGAUACUUCCUGGCUGGGAAGGACAUGACCUGGUGGCCAGUCGGCGCCUCGCUGUUUGCCAGUAACAUCGGCAGUGGUCAUUUCAUCGGCCUGGCGGGCUCCGGAGCUGCUGCAGGAAUUGGGGCUAUUGCAUACGAGUGGAAUGGGAUACUGAUGGUGCUGCUGCUGGGAUGGCUCUUCCUGCCCAUUUACAUCGCCUCUGGGGUGAUGACGAUGCCAGAAUACCUGCAGAGGCGAUUUGGUGGAAGAAGAACACAGAUAUUUAUAGCUGUCCUGUCCUUAUUCAUUUACGUCUUCACAAAAAUAUCGGUGGACAUGUACGCUGGUGCAUUGUUCAUUCAGCUCGCGUUACAAUGGAACAUCUACUUGGCUGUGUUGAUGCUGCUGUCAAUCACCGCUUUCUACACUGUAGCAGGCGGUCUGGCUGCAGUUAUCUACACGGAUGCUGUUCAAACUGCCAUCAUGCUGGCCGGAGCUCUCACCCUCAUGGGUUUCAGCUUCGCGGAGGUCGGAGGCUGGGAUGCUCUGAUGGACAGGUACCCAAGAGCCAUCCCUUCGAUUCGUGUGCCAAACUCUACCUGUGGCAUUCCUCGAGAUGACUCCUUCCACAUAUUCAGAGACCCGGUGACCUCUGACCUGCCUUGGCCCGGAGUGAUCAUCGGCAUGUCCGUCCCUUCCAUGUGGUACUGGUGUUCUGACCAGGUCAUUGUGCAGCGCUCCUUGUCUGCUAAAACCCUGACCCACGCCAAAGGGGGCUCCCUCCUGGCUGCUUAUCUAAAGAUAUUGCCUUUCUUUAUUAUCAUGCUGCCUGGCAUGAUCAGCAGGAUACUUUACACGGAGGAUGUGGCGUGUGCAGACCCUGACCAGUGCAAUGAGAUAUGUGGCAACCCAGUGGGAUGUUCGGACACCGCUUACGCCAGACUGGUCAUGGAGCUGCUGCCUGCAGGGCUUCGAGGUUUGAUGAUGGCAGUGAUGAUUGCUGCCCUAAUGUCCUCUCUGACCUCCAUCUUCAACAGCGCCAGCACCAUUUUCACCAUGGAUCUAUGGAAGACUUUCCGAUCACGGGCAUCCGAGUGGGAACUUAUGAUUGUGGGCAGGCUGUUUGUGCUCGUGCUUGUGGUCGUGUCUGUGCUGUGGAUUCCUAUCGUGCAGGCCAGUCAGGGGGGGCAGCUGUUCAUCUACAUCCAGUCCAUCAGCACUUACCUGCAGCCCCCGGUCUCCAUCAUCUUCCUCGCGGGCUGUUUCUGGAGGAGGGCUAAUGAGAAGGGUGCAUUCUGGGGCCUGGUUGUCGGCCUGGUGGUGGGAUGCAUUCGCAUGUUGUUGGACUUCAUUUAUCCUGCGCCGCUGUGCUACGAGGAGGACGACAGGCCGGCGGUGCUGAAGUACGUCCAUUACCUGUACUUCUCCACGUUGCUGUCCUUCAUCACACUGGCUGUGGUGGUUGUAGUCAGCCUGGCUACAGAGGAGCCCAAACCAGAGCAGAUUAGCCGCCUCACGUGGUUCACUAGGUUUGACCCAGUGGAGCCCAAAGAGCAGGGGGAGCAGAGCAGUAACGGCUCAGAGGUGACCCCUGGUCAGAUGCACGAGAUGGAAGUCACAGGAGGAGAGCAGGAGAGCAGCAACGGAACCGCGUGUCAGCAAAGGAAAGACUCGGCUGUGUCCGCCGUCCAGAGCCAAUCCAGGCUGACAGCCGCCGUCUACUGGGUGUGUGGGAUGGAGAGGAGGAAGAAGGGAGAUGAUGAUCCUGUGGCGCGGCCUGCACCUGUAGAGAUUAUCUCUUCUCUGGAAGAAAAGCCACGACUAAGGCUCGUUGUUAACGUCAACCUCCUCAUUUGCCUCUCUGUAACUGCCUUCAUCAUCGGCUACUGGGUUUGACAAGCUGGCCGUGAACCAAUUCAAUGGACACAACGGUGUGUGUGUGAACUGUGAAAAGCCAUGUAAAUAUAUUUUACCGAGACGGACAUUAAAAUUAGACGGGUUCAUUAAA